Messenger RNA from Arachis stenosperma, 719 nucleotides. Its product is annotated as membrane protein PM19L. The transcript has 4 exons. The record is from RefSeq and is a predicted model, not a curated record. Bases 40 to 534 code for a protein of 164 amino acids. Lineage: Eukaryota; Viridiplantae; Streptophyta; Magnoliopsida; Fabales; Fabaceae.
CAGAGUUUGAUUUUCAGUUUGUGAGCUUUGAGGCGCGCCAUGGCUUCCAAAUCAGCAGCUCUCCUCCUCUCGGUACUGAAUCUUGUUCUGUACUUCAUUGUGCUUGUGAUUGCUUCAUGGGCAGUGAAUCAUGCGAUUCAAAGAACACGUGAAACAGCAUCUGUUCUGUCCACUCCGGCACACCUGUUUCCGAUAUACUUCCCAAUGGGAAACAUGGCGACUGGUUUCUUCAUAAUCUUCGCUCUCAUUGCCGGCGUUGUGGGGUUCACAACCUCACUCACUGGAUUGCACAACAUUUCCAAAUGGAAUGCUUCAAACUUGUAUGCAGCAGCCAUGUCCUCAAUGACAACAUGGGCACUUACUUUACUAGCAAUGGGAUUUGCAUGCAAAGAGAUUCAACUUGGAUGGACAGACUCAAACCUGCGUACCUUGGAAAUAAUCACCAUAAUUGUAAGUGGAACCCAACUGCUAAACACGGGUGUUAUCCAUGUUGGAGUCUCAGAAAUCAUUUCAUAUAGAGAUGGAAGAGUAUGAGUUUCAGAUUCACUGGUGGCCUGGUGCCAUAUAUGAAUUCUUUAUGUCAUAUAUGAAUGCGUGAUUCUCUUUGUACUUUUAUCUGAAGUUGUUUUGUUUUGUUUAUUUCAAUAUCUUAAUGUUAAUACUCAUAUUGUUUUUUUUUUUUUUUAUUUCACCAAGCAUAUGUAAAUGCAUCAUUUGUA